AUGGCCCUCAGAGAGCAACCAAGUGGAUUGAUCGGUGGGGAGGAACCGCCCUCAAGGUGCCACCACGCCAUCAAGUGUCAAGGCCACGCCCUCAAGUGCCACCACGCCAUCAAGUGUCACCACGCCCUCAAGUGUCACCACGCCCUCAAGUGCCACCACGCCCUCAAGUGCCACCACGCCAUCAAGUGUCACCACGCCAUCAAGUGUCACCACGCCCUCAAGUGCCACCACGCCCUCAAGUGCCACCACGCCAUCAAGUGUCACCACGCCCUCAAGUGCCACCACGCCCUCAAGUGCCACCACGCCCUCAAGUGCCACCACGCCCUCAAGUGCCACCACGCCAUCAAGUGUCACCACGCCCUCAAGUGCCACCACGCCAUCAAGUGUCACCACGCCCUCAAGUGUCACCACGCCCUCAAGUGUCACCACGCCCUCAAGUGUCACCCACGCCAUCACGUCCUCAAUUGCCACCACGCCCUCAAGUGUCACCACGCCCUCAAGUGCCACCACGCCCUCAAGUGUCACCACGCCCUCAAGUGCCACCACGCCCUCAAGUGUCACCACGCCCUCAAGUACCACCACGCCCUCAAGUGCCACCACGCCCUCAAGUGCCACCACGCCCUCAAGUGUCACCACGCCCUCAAGUGCCACCACGCCCUCAAGUGUCACCACGCCCUCAAGUGCCACCACGCCCUCAAGUGUCACCACGCCCUCAAGUACCACCACGCCCUCAAGUGCCACCAAGCCCUCAAGUGUCACCACGCCCUCAAGUGUCACCACGCCCUCAAGUGUCACCACGCCCUCAAGUGCCACCACGCCCUCAAGUGUCACCACGCCCUCAAGUGCCACCACGCCCUAAAGUGUCACCACGCCCUCAAGUGCCACCACGUCGUCAAGUGCCACCACGCCCUCAAGUGUCACCACGCCCUCAAGUGCCAUCACGUCCUCAAGUGCCACCACGCCCUCAAGUGUCACCACGCCCUCAAGUGCCACCACGCCCUCAAGUGCCACCACGCCCUCAAGUGCCACCACGCCCUCAAGUGUCACCACGCCCUCAAGUGCCAUCACGUCCUCAAGUGCCACCACGCCCUAAAGUGUCACCACGCCCUCAAGUGCCACCACGCCCUCAAGUGCCAUCAAGCCCUCAAAUGCGGAAGAAAUGCGGAAAAAAUGGCACUACGGCAUCACGGACUGAGGACGGACUCGGGUGCGGACUUCCGGACCAGAUGGUCAUGA
Messenger RNA from Procambarus clarkii (red swamp crayfish), 1236 nucleotides. NCBI's taxonomy places the organism in Eukaryota, Metazoa, Arthropoda, Malacostraca, Decapoda, Cambaridae. The record is from RefSeq and is a predicted model, not a curated record.